AUGAACCAUUCACCUAACUCCAGCGCCUCCGUCGAGCUCAAGGCGAAUGGAGAUGUCUCUCGAAUUCGAUCUCAUAGAGGGAAUGCCCCCACACUUCCGCAAACGAAGUACUGCCCUCUCUGCCCCGCCAAGUUUACAAGAACAACCCACUUGAGUAGACAUAUCCGUUCACAUACCAACGAACGGGCCCACAAGUGUAUACUGUGCGGUGCCGAGUUCACCAGAAGCGAUUUGUUGACCCGACACAAGAAGACCUGCGGAGACCCGCUCAAAGCCCAUCGAUCAAGAAGAAAAUCCUGUCAGGCCUGCGUCGAAUCCAAAGUCAAGUGCGAUCUCCAGUAUCCAUGUUCGAAGUGUGUAUCCCGUGGCAAGAAAUGCGUUUUUAUCAACGAUCCAGCCGUAACCCGCUAUAAACAGUCGUGUGCCAAAAAGCGCUUAUCACAGACUCGAGACUGCAGCCAGGGAAUCGGUGUCUCUGUUGAAAGCGCUGCUGGACCCCAACCUUCUCCCACCUGCUCCUUUGACUCUCUCUCGUCCCCUAGCGAGAUCGAUGACGUCUCCCCUAUUCUGUCACAUCCAGCUGCAGCUUCAGAGUUCGGCAAAUUGGGGAUGUCUUCUCAUUCUUCACCCCAGCCGGCUAUCUAUAAUCCGGCCACCGAUGAUGGCGGAGUCAGUCAGUUAUAUGGUUCAGAACAGGAUAUCGAAAAGAUGUUUUCUGGCAAUGGGUUAGACUCUCUCCUCGAACAGUUUUCCUUCUCCGAUCAAGACGCAACUAAUCCAGAACAAGUACCUUCUGGACUUCCAUGGCUGGGAGGCGAAGGGUCUGGAUCGGAAGGUAUCUACCCGUUUGCACUUAUGCAAACCAUGCCUAGCGUAUCUAUCCCCCCGUCGUCGGAUUUCAGCUCUCCCUCAGAUGCCGUUCCUACUGACUCCCCCAUCUCAUCCGAAGAUCACCCGCAUUCUACCGAGGUCUCAACUGGUAUGAAAAUACUAGACACCGAGAAGGAACAAUAUUUAUAUCUUUUCUUCUCUGCGUUCUGCACCCAGCUUCCUUUAGUUCAUCCGGAAACCUGGAUGGCUGAAGAUAAGCCUUCCGUUCUGGUUCGCGCAAUGCAGGCAUGUGGCGCGCUCUUCGUGACAACACGAAGGGCUAUUAACUUCAUCAACGAGACACUGUCUUCAACACGGGAUAUCUUGAUUCAACAAUUCACAAAAGCAGCGUGCAACUCCAAAGAGCAAGAUUAUUUGAUACUUGCUGUCGUGUUGUUGCAGACUAUCGGCUUAUUCCACCAGCGCGCCGAAUUCCGGGUCUCAUCCAACGUGUAUCAUGGAAUGUUGGUCAUGAUGAUUCGCAAGACAGGCUCUAUCACUCGUUCGCGUUCUUGGGCUGUCUCUGACUUGAAUGACUCCAUCGCACUGGAACAAACAUGGCAUGAAUGGGCCCAACACGAGACUGUUAAACGGGCUUUACUCCUCUCCUAUCUCCAUGAUUGUUGUCAUUCUGUGUUCUUCUCGAUACGUCCUUCUUUCCAAACUGCAGAAUUCGACAUCAAUUUGCCGUGCGACGAAGCAUUGUGGAAAGCACAAUCUGCCCGAGAAUGGUAUGAACUUCUACAGAACCCCUCUGCGUACGGAACCGGGACAAAUAGAUUGUAUGGUGUCGGCAUGCAGCAAGCCUUGGCCAAUCUUGGAGAAAUACGUCUUGGCGCUUCCCAUACCUCUCUAAAUCCGUUCUCCCAAUUCAUUCUCAUCCACACAAUUCUCCAAAGUAUCUACGAAAGCCAUCUCUGUUCUGAAGUUCCAGCCUCGUCACCGGCCCCGACCCCUGAUGGCGAAGGUCGCCAAGGAAGCCACUUUGCGACACAGUGUACUUUGCACAAUUGGAUUCAGAUGUGGAACCACUGUCCAGAUAUGAUAAAACAUGAGGGCGACUCUGAUGAGCUCCCUUUUGCGUUCAACGCGUUGCCAUUCUACUGGCUAGCGCAGGUCUUGCUGUUGGCCAUACAAGAGGGUGGCACAGAAUGGAUUGAAUCGAUGACGGCUGAGAAUAGAUUCCAUCUCAUAAAGGAGUGGCUGGAUCGUAUACGAUUCUUCUUGCGCCAGAACCACGAGAUUACGCCUAACUUGUGGGAUGAUCUGAUGGCUAUUCGCCGUCAAGUUUCACAGGUUGAGACGCAUCAAUUGGCAGACCACCCAAAUGGUUUACUUGCUUUCUUUCCAGAGCACUGA
Molecule: messenger RNA, 2229 nt
Organism: Guyanagaster necrorhizus
Lineage: Eukaryota; Fungi; Basidiomycota; Agaricomycetes; Agaricales; Physalacriaceae
Exons: 9
Coding region: 1-2229 (742 amino acids)
Biological process (GO): DNA-templated transcription; regulation of DNA-templated transcription
Molecular function (GO): DNA binding; DNA-binding transcription factor activity, RNA polymerase II-specific; zinc ion binding
Source: RefSeq, a predicted model, not a curated record